GUACUUUCUCUCCUUGCAUAUAAGCAUCGUAACAUUUCCUGUGCACGUUCAGUUCUAUUUGUAACUACAAUCGUGGCCGAAAAGGGAAGUGUUCAAGAUAUUAUCGGAGACAUGUUUGGAAGAAAAGUGUCAUGGCUGUUGUGGUUCCUUCUCAUUGGCAGGACCUUUGAUCUAGGAACUGCUGCCAUUGAUGUGAAUUGUCAAAAUGAUACAACGGCAGCGAAUUCGGAUCAAGACAAGAAGAACUCUUCGGAUCUGACGAGCUCAGAAUCUUCGUAUAGUAACCUAUAUAAAUAUACUAUUCAAAAUCUCUUCCCCGUUACUUCGACGUUCAGCACAUUCUCGACGUCACCUACCGUACAUCAUGUUUUUCCUCUACCACGACGAAUGACCUGCGGUGAUACGUUCAAUGGACAAUGUCAGAGAAAUAGAUAUCGUAGUUUUGACGGCACUUGCAACAAUCUAUUCAAUCCUACGUGGGGUGCAGCCAAUACACGAUACGGACGUCUUCUUUUACCCAAUUAUGCGGACGGAAUCCAAGCACCAACAAGGUCAGUUACAGGAAACGAAUUACCUCUAUCACGGUUGGUCAGUUUUACACUCUUUCCUAGUGUCGCUAUCAAGGAUAAUAAGUUAACAUUGGCUGCUAUGCAAUGGGGUCAGAUUAUAACUCACGAUAUGGCCUUGAUCGCUGGAACUACGCAAUCAAAUCCUCAUAGUACUCAAUGCUGCACGUCAGAUGGUCAUUUAUUGCAUCCACUAGUAAGUGAUUCCAAGUGCUACCCCAUCGUUAUACCUAACAAUGAUCCAGAUUACAACAAAUCCAACAUACAAUGUGUAAACUUCGUUCGUAGCAUUACUGAUCUUGACCGUGGUUGCAAGCUAAGAUACAGUCCUGCUGCGGAACAGUUAACAACCGUUACACAUUAUCUGGAUCUUUCAAUCGUUUAUGGAUCAAACGAUCAAGUUGCGAACAAUUUACGUGCCAAUAUUGCUGGACGGAUGCGCGUAGAUAUUCGUAGUAAUAGGGAAUGGCCACCAGCUGCGACAAACAAGUCAAAUACUUGUAAUCUCUCUAGUCCGGAUGAAGUUUGUUAUCUAUCUGGUGAUUCUCGUGUAAAUCAAAAUACCCAACUAACAGUAUUGCAGAUUUUGUUACUCAGAGAACACAAUCGUAUAGCUAGUAUACUGGCAAAUUUGAAUCCACAUUGGUCAGACGAAACAAUUUAUCAGGAAACUAGGCGCAUUGUUAUUGCGGAACAUCAACAUAUAUCAUAUUACGAAUGGCUACCAUUAUUUCUUGGUGUCAAGCAGACGUACGAUAAUAAUAUUCUUUACAAGACCAAGGGUCAUGUAAACGAUUACGAUUUUCGUGUUGAUCCAAGUGUUCUUAAUGAGCAUUCCACUGCUGCAUUCAGAUAUUUCCAUUCUCUUAUUGCAGGCUAUCUCCAAUUGAUAAAUGAGGAAAGACAAUCAGUUCCAUUCCCAUUAAGACUCAGUGAUUAUUUGAAUAAACCCAGCAUUAUUGAAAAAAAUGAUAACAUGGAUGAACUUACCAGAGGUUUAUCUUAUCAAGCACAAUUGGCCAGUGAUCAAUUUUUUGACAAAGAAAUAACAUUAUACUUGUUCAAAGGUAAUAAACCAUUAGGCGAAGACUUACGUGCCAUAGAUAUACAUAGAAAUCGUGAUCAUGGACUCGCAUCAUAUAACGAUUUUCGAGAAUAUUUUAAUCUAGGAAGAGCCAAAGAUUGGAACGAUUUUAGCGACUAUAUAUCUCAUGAUAAUAUUCAAAAAUUGGCGAGUCUCUAUGCUCAUCCUGAUGACGUAGAUUUGACUGUUGGGGGAUCUUUGGAAACACACGUACCAGGAACUCUUUCUGGUCCUACUUUCCUUCGUAUUCUUAUCGAACAAUUCUAUCGAACGCGAGUCGGCGACAGAUACUGGUACGAAACUGGCGAUCCUGAUGUGGCAUUUACCAAAGAACAAUUAGAAGAAAUACGAAAGGCUAGUAUAUCGAAACUACUUUGUAACAAUGGUGAUAAUAUUCGAUUAAUGCAACCCAAAGGAUUCGAACUUGUCUCCGACUCAAAUCCAAUUGUUAAAUGCACAGAUCUUCCGGACAUAGAUUUAUCACUAUGGAAAGAUCAUGGACCUAAAAAGAAGAGUAUUUAUGAAUCCAUUUUCGAUUAUUAUAGAAAAUUAAAGAAUGACAUAAUAGUAUAUUUUAAGUAAAAACACCUUCACCAAAUGGUCAAAUUUUUCUUUUUAUUAAUUGUUAAAGUUCUAUUAUAGGUAUUGUUAAAUAAAUUUGUAUAUAAAAAAACUUACAUAAAAAUAUAUACAUAUAUUGUAUAAAACUCCUAAAAUAAAUUUACUGGCACCUGCAUGUUCGAAAAAAGACAAUAUAUAAAAAAAUAUAUGCGAUAUCUUAAUUAUUCUAGAUAAAAAUUAUCUACGUCUCUAACAAUAAUAAUUCUUUCAAAAUUUACAUAAUAGUCAUGAAUAUGCAAAAAGAAAUAUAAAAGGGAAAUAGUUACUAUAUUAUUACAGUAAACUUUGUUGCAGUAAGAAUCAGGUAGCAUCAAACUUUAACAAAAAUAAAAAUUUAUAUUUUCAAAUUAAAUAAUUAGAUAUACAAUAUAUAACUCUAAUAGAGAAGGUUAUAAUAAAUGUGGCAAAUUUGUAUUUGUAACUUGAUAUAUUCAUAAAAGAAAUGGACAAAACGAAAGUAAACAAACAAUAUUGAAUGACAACGCAUAUUUUUACAAUAAUAGGUAUUCCACUGGAUACUUUAAAAAGUUCUUAAAGCGAUCUAAACACGAAACGGUUCUCAUUGACAGCAUUAAAAAGGAAUACACGUAAUUUACCGAAUUCGAAGCGCGAUUUUUGUGAAACGAAAUAGCAACAUGAAAGAACAGAAAUAUAAACUUUUUGCAAUUAUUUUAUCCUGCAUACUCUGCAUUAAUACAUGUGCUGGUGCCAGUAUCAAUGGAAUAAACUCGAAUGAGAGCGUCGCUAUUCGUCAAGAUAAUCUCAUAAUUCAGGAUAUAUUAAGAAUAGUAUCACUAUUAUAUAAUAUUCCACUAAUAGGCUCUCUAUUGGCUAGUAUACCUGCACUAUUCAUCAAUUACAUUGCUAGGUUCGAAAACUUGACAAAUAAUUUCCUGGACAAAAUUCUGCGCAAUUCCUUACCAUGUACGAUAACGGUCAACGAUAUUGUGUGCGAAGGGAUAUCAAAAAAUGGCGGUUUAAUAUCAAUUAU
This is a messenger RNA of Vespa crabro (European hornet), 3262 nucleotides long. RefSeq names its product peroxidase-like. Bases 112 to 2232 code for a protein of 706 amino acids. Gene Ontology annotation, biological process: response to oxidative stress. NCBI's taxonomy places the organism in Eukaryota, Metazoa, Arthropoda, Insecta, Hymenoptera, Vespidae. The transcript is spliced from 16 exons. The record is from RefSeq and is a predicted model, not a curated record. Gene Ontology annotation, molecular function: peroxidase activity; heme binding.